Molecule: messenger RNA, 459 nt
Organism: Pneumocystis murina B123
Lineage: Eukaryota; Fungi; Ascomycota; Pneumocystomycetes; Pneumocystales; Pneumocystaceae
Exons: 2
Coding region: 74-325 (83 amino acids)
Biological process (GO): mitochondrial respiratory chain complex IV assembly
Cellular component (GO): mitochondrion; respiratory chain complex IV; mitochondrial intermembrane space
Source: RefSeq, a predicted model, not a curated record
GAAAAUAUUUGAUUAAAAAAAAACUAAAUAAAUAGAAAAAUCGGCUUGAAAUAUAUCUGUUUAAGCUCUCAAUAUGAUUUCUAUUGUAAAUAUACCUCCAACAAAAUCUCAAAGAGAACGCUGUUGGGAAGCUAGAGAUAUCUUUUUCCAAUGUUUAGAUAAGCAUUCUAUUGUUAAUCCAAUGACGCAAAUUGAAAAGAUUCACUCAUUGUGUUCAUCUGAAGAAGAAAACUUCAGAAAUAACUGUGCAAAAAGUUGGAUAGAAUAUUUUAAAAAAAAAAGAGUUAUUGAUUUUCAAAAAGGAUUUUAUGAAAAAUUAAAGUAAAUAUUUAAAUAUUAAAUUAAAAAAACAUGAAUUUCUAAAAAAAAAUGUACUAAAUAAUAUAGAAAAGUUGAAUAACUUGUGAUUUUACUUGAAAUUUUGCGAUAUUAUUUGUAAAUACAUAUUUUAAAUAAAAG